AUGUACGGACACUUUUACCAUUCUGUGAAGCGUCAAAGAAACCAUUGUUACCAGAACUUGACCAUAAUGCGGAUUCUAGUCACGGGGGCAGCCGGAUUCAUAGGAAGUCAUACUACUCUUGAGCUUGUUGAAGCUGGCUAUGAUGUGAUGUGUAUUGACAAUUUCUCCAACUCAGUCUCGGACGACAAAGGUAAUGCAGUUUCAUUGUUGCGAGUGGCAGAACUAGUUGGAAAGCCAAUUCCUUUUGAGAGAUGCGAUGUAUGCGAUCUGGAGAAACUGGAUGCAGUUUUUGCUAAAGGUCAUUUUGACGGAUUAAUACAUCUUGCAGCGCUGAAAGCCGUUGGAGAAUCGGUGGCCAUGCCUUACGAAUAUUACUCUAACAAUCUCAUUGCUAGUCUCAACCUCGUCAAGAUGUGUCAGAAAUAUAAUGUCAAAAAUUUCAUCUUUUCUUCGAGCGCCACUGUCUACGGGGUUCCUAAGGAACUCCCCAUCACUGAAAGCUGUCCGACUGGCCAAGGAAUAACCAACCCCUAUGGUCAAACAAAGUACAUGAUGGAGCAGAUACUAAUAGAUGUUGGGAAGGCGCAUCCUGACUGGAAUAUUGUGUUACUGCGAUAUUUCAAUCCUGUUGGCGCGCAUCCUAGCGGGAGGAUCGGUGAGGACCCGCGAGGCAUUCCGAAUAAUCUAAUGCCUUUCGUUAGUCAGGUAGCUAUAGGAAAACUACCUGUCUUGAAAAUCUUCGGCGACAAAUGGGAUACUCCAGAUGGUACGGGAGUACGCGACUUCAUCCAUAUAGUUGAUCUUGCACGUGGUCAUGUCAAAGCACUAGACAGGAUCAGGAAAGAAGGUCACAUUGGCACAGAAAUCUACAACCUCGGAACCGGUACCGGCUAUUCGGUGAAAGAAAUGGUCGCUGCAUUUGAAAAGGCCAGUGAUAGAAAAAUCCCUACGGAGAUCGGUGAACCCCGUACAGGAGAUGUCGCAGCUGUUUACUGCGAUCCUUCGUUGGCUUUGAAAAUGUUGGGUUGGAAGGCAGAAUUUGGUCUUGAAGAGAUGAGUCGCGAUCUAUGGCACUGGCAGAGUAUGAAUCCUAAUGGUUUUUCUCAAGAGCUCUUGUGCAAUAUGUCGCUGAAUGUGGGUGUACUUGGACAUGUUGAUAGUGGAAAAACAACGCUGACUAGAGCUCUGGCCGAAAUAGCAUCCACUGCUGCCUUCGACAAACAUGCUGAAAGUGGAGGAAGGAGGAACACUCUUGAUCUUGGUCGGCUUAAAACGACAAGAAAUAAAAGUGUAAUUACACUAGCGGUCGCUUUGGAGGCUCAUAGCGUCUUGCGAGCGGUCUGCUUGGCAAUUUGUGAAAGUGACGUGAAAUUUUCGUCCCUCAUCGUUUCUGGUCGCCGGCUUGCGUUAAUUGACUGUCCCGGACAUGCAGGACUCAUCAGGGCAGUGUUGUCUGCAAGCACCGUCUUUGACAUGGCGAUUGUUGUUGUGGAAGCAUCGUCAGGAAUUCAACCACAAACGGCGGAGCAUCUUCUUCUAUGCUCUAUUUUCUGUCCUAAACGAGUCAUUGUUGUGCUCAACAAAAUUGACUUGGUGAAAGAAAAUGAGAUUCCUAGCAUUACGAAAAAAGUGAGAAAAGCAAUCAUUGCAUUAGGAAUUGCAGAAGAGUCUCCGAUAGUCCCUUUAUCUCUACUGAAAAUAGAAGAAAACACCCUUCAUGAGUUAAUGUGUGUUCUGACGAAGAGUGUUUAUGAACCACUGAGGGAAAAUUCUGGAAGGCGUCAGUGUAGGAAGAGUCUGAGCUUUAUUAUAGAAAGGUACGGUUAUUAUAUGGCACAACAUUUGACAGAACGUUAUGAGAAUCCGCAAUUUGAAACUGCAUGCACACUUCUGAUUUCUAAAUAG
Messenger RNA from Necator americanus (New World hookworm), 1905 nucleotides. RefSeq lists its product as uncharacterized. The record is from RefSeq and is a predicted model, not a curated record. The transcript is spliced from 17 exons. NCBI's taxonomy places the organism in Eukaryota, Metazoa, Nematoda, Chromadorea, Rhabditida, Ancylostomatidae. Gene Ontology annotation, biological process: selenocysteine incorporation; beta-D-galactose catabolic process via UDP-galactose, Leloir pathway. Gene Ontology annotation, cellular component: cytosol. Gene Ontology annotation, molecular function: GTP binding; UDP-glucose 4-epimerase activity; translation elongation factor activity. The coding region runs from base 1 to 1905 and encodes 634 amino acids.